AAACAUGACGCUCGCGAACGGAGCUGUCAAGUGUUGAUGACGUCAGGUUUGCGACGCGAAUUUUGUACUCAGCCUCCAGUUGUGUUUGUCCGUGAAGUUAUGUAGAAAGAAAGAAGCUGUUUAAUUUAGAUAUUGAGGGAACGUGUGGGUCGCAUCUAAAUAGAUAUAAUGGUGUGUAGAACCGGCGAGAGAGUGAUAGUUAUCUUUAAGUAACUAGAAGCAUUUGGAAACAGCAAGGUUAGCUGGCUAGUCUCAUCUCCAGGUUAUUGAUUCAUCUAACUAACAGCACGUGUGUCCACAAUUUGUAUACGGCAUGUAAGUUACGUUAUAUAGCUGAUUUGGUGUGUAGAAAUAGUUGAUCUACAUUAAACCCAGAGGCUAACAUGGGCUCAACCUUGAUGUUAAAAGUCAGAAUGUGUCUGACACCGUUAAAGCCUUUCUUUCAUCAGGGAAGUUUCUUCACACUACAAACUUUCCUGUGCAAGUCAUCACAGCUGCCUGUCUCAGAACGCUUUCUAUGCACCAGAGACACUAAACCCAACCCAAGAGGCAGGCAGACAGACACAAGGAACAGUAGACGGACUGGUGAACACGGGGAUGUAAAAACUAGCACCUUCAGACGCAGUGGAGAAGACUUGUGGGAUGAUGAGAGCUCUGCUCUUUGGCAGAGGCCUUCCUUCCCCAAAUCUAUGUUUGCUGCCGGGACAGCAAAGAGAACUACAGAUAUAUGGAAGAAGAAAGAAGCGAUGUUCUCUCUGAAUGAGGAGGAUGAAGGGGAACCUGAUAAGAGGACGACUAGACGAGCAGCGUGGAUGCAGCCUCCCGACCGGCCGCUCUCUCCUGCUGAGUGGAGGAAAAUAAAAGAGUCUCUGGAGAAUCAACGCUUUGAAAGCCAUAUGAUGAGUUUGCUGUUAAAAACCGGGGCAGAGCUGAAUAUCGCCAAGUCCCUACUGACUUUUGUAGCCAUGGAAACAGAGACGAUCCCUUACGAGCUGUUACUACGGUAUCUGGCGCUGUGUGUAAGCGGUGGCCACGACGCCGAGGUGUUUGAUGUCUAUGACAUUAUGCGGGGAUGUUUCCCUGCUCUAGACACAGGAGCCUCCACCCUCUUUAUCAAGUCCUUCAGCCGGACAGCGAGGUGGAGGGAGGCUGUCGGCAUCCUGAACGAGGUUAAUAAGGUCUUUACCCCUUCACCACGCAACUAUGGUGAUAUCAUCACAGCUGCAAUGAAUAAUGGAGACUUGACCACUGCCUGGGCUCUUUACGAUGAAUUAAUAGAAAAGGAACUGAGUCCGCACCAUGAUACCUGGGACGCUCUGUUUAGGGCAGUGAGGGAGUCUAAGGAGGACAAAGAGAAGAAGUCAGAGGGCCUGUCUCAGUCUGAGCACCAGGAGAGACUGCAGGGGAUUCUGCUCUACAUGAGGAACAACCAGAUCUACCCCCAGUUGAGCCUCGCCAUAACCAUCAAGGCCUGCUUUGAGCGUCUCACGGGGCAGAAGUGGAAAGGAAGUUGGACCAGCCCCAACCCAAAGGGUAUGUGUAGAUGUUGUGGGUCCGAGUUAGAGUCCAUCCACCUGCAUGAUGAGGAGUACCAACAGCUGAGAGACAGCUUGAUGACUGACGUCAUUCAGGGAGAAGAUGUUUUUAAAAAGACUACACAGGAGGAGUUGGAGAGUUUCAAGGCGUUUGUGAAGAGAAAGCCAGCUUUUGAUGUGGUCAUAGAUGGAUUGAAUGUUGCAAACUGGAACACGGACAAAAGCAAGCAGUCGGAGACGUUGUUGACGGUGGUGUCGGAGCUGGAGCGUCAGGGCCUGACUCUUCUGGUGUUGGGGAGGAAACACAUGCUGAGACCCUCCAGAUCCUGGGACAGGCACAAUAUGAACCUUAUCCAACAGAAAGCUCAUUGCUUCUUCACUGAAAACAUUUCGGAGGAUGACCCCUUCUUGCUGUAUGCCUGUUUGCAUUCCGGGAACCACUGUCGCUUUGUUAGCAGGGACAUGAUGAGGGACCACAAGGCCUGCCUGCCAGGCAAAGCCAUCAGACGGCUCUUCUUCAAAUGGCAGAGAGGCCACCAGAUGGUCGUGGAUGGAUAUGUUGCAGCAGGCAAGAAAAUCCGAUUUCAGAGUAUUCUCAGCUACGACACCAUUAUCCAGACUUCAGUGGACUCGUGGCACGUUCCCUUCGACGACACAGAGGACAGGUGCACCUACGAAAUACCACAACGAUGGCUCUGCCUCAACACAAAGCACUGAACGCACACACUCCCACUCGUAUGCUUUGAUUAUAACUGUGGACUUGUAAUAAAUAAUUUACCACAAAUAAAUAAA
Messenger RNA from Cottoperca gobio, 2327 nucleotides. It is a transcript of the gene prorp, whose product is annotated as protein only RNase P catalytic subunit. Bases 384 to 2252 code for a protein of 622 amino acids. Gene Ontology annotation, molecular function: protein binding; ribonuclease P activity. The transcript has 10 exons. Gene Ontology annotation, biological process: mitochondrial tRNA 5'-end processing; tRNA 5'-leader removal. The record is from RefSeq and is a predicted model, not a curated record. Gene Ontology annotation, cellular component: mitochondrial ribonuclease P complex; mitochondrion. Lineage: Eukaryota; Metazoa; Chordata; Actinopteri; Perciformes; Bovichtidae.